AUGGCUUCCAAGCUCAGCACCGUCGGCAUCCCAAAGGGUGCAAGCGCCAAGGUCUCCAUCAUCAACAAUUCCUUUCUCUGGGAUUUCCCCGUGGACAAUUACAUUCAACCCAAGGUUCCUGGGUUUGACAAGUUUUAUAUGCCCACCUAUUCAUUCUUGAUUGAGAAUGCUCAGGGUCGCAAAGUUCUUUUCGACUUUGGUCUUCGAAAAGACUGGCAUAAUCUUCCACCCGAGGCUCAACAUGAGAUCAGUGGUGAUGGAAUCAAAAUUAAUGUGGAGAAGGAUGUUGUGGACAUAUUACUCGAAGGUGGCGUGAAGGGAGACGAGAUUGAAGCAGUGGUAUUUAGUCAUCAUCAUUGGGACCACAUUGGAGAUAUGGCCAGACUUCCAUCCAAAACAGACAUCAUUGUCGGUCCCGGGUUUUCCAGCGCGUUUCUGCCUGGGUACCCGGGUAACCCAGAGUCUCCCAUAUUGCAAACCGACUACGAAAACCACAAGCUGCGGGAAAUCAACUUCUCUGGCCCCGAUGUUGCUGCCACUGUGGCUAUAGGCGCGUUCCAGGGAUAUGACUAUUUUGGAGAUGGCUCUCUUUACUUGGUGGAUGCACCGGGUCACAGUAUCGGACAUAUAUGUGGCUUGGUACGGACAAGUUCAGGUGAAGGCAACGAUACCUUUAUCUUGAUGGGAGCCGACGCAUGCCAUCAUAACGGAGAGUUUCGGCCAUCACCAUGGCACCCUUUGCCGGAUUCGAUACUCCCGAACCCAUUGACUGGAAGUGCAGUACAUCCCUGCCCAGCGGCAAAGUGGGCAAGCCAUUUAGAAAACAAGGGAAGAUCAAAAGAAAUGGCAUUCUUUGACAUUCCCGACGCCACAGCUGGAGCAGCGUACACACAUGAUGUACAGGCCUCGAGGAAAACCAUUUCAAACGUGCAGGACACAGAUUCGGGCGACGAUAUUCUGGUCAUUCUUGCCCAUGACGACAGUGUCAGGAAUAUUGUUGACUUCUUUCCCAAGCCUUUGAAUGACUGGAAGUCCAAAGGAUGGGGUGUAGUAUCUCGGUGGGCUUUCUUGAAGGAUCUCGAAAGUGCAUGUCACGAGAGCGCAUAA
Pestalotiopsis fici W106-1 is the source of this 1107-nucleotide messenger RNA. RefSeq lists its product as uncharacterized. The transcript is spliced from 3 exons. The coding region runs from base 1 to 1107 and encodes 368 amino acids. NCBI's taxonomy places the organism in Eukaryota, Fungi, Ascomycota, Sordariomycetes, Amphisphaeriales, Sporocadaceae. The record is from RefSeq and is a predicted model, not a curated record.